Messenger RNA from Folsomia candida, 3945 nucleotides. Its product is annotated as replication protein A 70 kDa DNA-binding subunit. The record is from RefSeq and is a predicted model, not a curated record. NCBI's taxonomy places the organism in Eukaryota, Metazoa, Arthropoda, Collembola, Entomobryomorpha, Isotomidae. The transcript has 9 exons. The coding region runs from base 1507 to 2508 and encodes 333 amino acids.
GUGACCUUCUACUCCUGAGCCUUAGUGUGACUCACAACUUAUAACCGAACUAUGUACAUGAUGAUAUAAGAUGGGGGCAUAUUAUGAGUACAGAUAUCCAAUGCCUCAACGUAAUUUGAAAGGAUCGCAACGGAGCAGCGCAUUCCCUCCACAAAAUAAGGAAUCGGGGUGAGGGUUAAUAAUCUAUAUUCCUAGUUGGUUUUAUGGGAAUUCUCAGGAUCACCUCGAUGCUGUUUUCCACUUUUACACAGGUCGCUAUCCGGAGUUUGAAUAACGUAUACCAAGGGACUGAGACUUCGUAACCAUGUGUACGGAGUAUGUUUUUGGUUUCAUCUAGUUUAGAUAUAAUGAGUGGGCUGGAAUAGACCAUUCUUGGAAUUAACUGAUUCCUAGUUGGAAACGAAAUUAGAAAUUUUCACCAUGUAAAAUACGGCACAACAGUGGCCACAGAAGCAUAGGGAAGAUUCCUUUUCUUCAUGAAUACUUGUUGAAUUACUUCUUCGUGACAGGUCUGUUGUUAAUAUAGCGUCAAUUCGUAGCCUUUUAGGUUGCCCAUGGGAAGGAGUGAGACGGUUAGACUUUCGUGGCAAAGUAGUCGUUUAAUAAUCUGAACUUUUUAUAGAAUAUUCAAAAUACAUUAAACAGAUAUCCCACAGAUGCUGGACAACGCUAGCUUAAUAAAAUGCUUCAUAGUGCGGAACUCUUAAACUAUUUUUACAUAAUUACCAAAAUGUGUUUUAACAGUACUCGAUAAUGUUUCACUAAAAUGCAAGCGAGAUGUGCCCAUGCAAAGCUUAUAUAAUGCAUAACUAUUAAAAAAAAUAUAAUAACUGAUAAUAACUAAUAAUAACUAUUAAUAAUUAUAAGGAAUCCGAAAAUGCUCACCUCAGAAAAUCAGCGUCUAAAAAACAGAUCAUAGAAAGUUGAAUUCUACAGAAUUUGUUUUUUUCGUAAACAUUCAUGCACGUCCGUGCAUGGUACGCCCGAAUUGUUGAGGAUGAACACCAGCUAUAAAUAAAAUAUAAGAAAUGCUGAUGAUGGUAAUAAUCAUUACCAUAUUAUGUAGCACUGAUAAGUAAUGCCGUUAAUGUUAUUUACCCCACCACUUUUCUGUGUCGUCCAUUGUAAUGUGAGAAGGAGAAGAAUUGUUGGCAUUUCGUUCCGGUUCAUAAGCAAAUAAACCGUUACAACGCAUGUAACCAAGGGGUGAAACCACAAAUUUGUGUGGCAUAAGAAUUUGUGUGUUCUUCAACUAAUAGAAUAUGUACAGCACAGCACAGAAACGGCAUUUACAAGUCAGUCUUGAGAGGAGCUCAAAGCGGAUAUAUCUCAUGUUCCCCAAAUCUUUAGCCAAAGUCAAAUCACUUGUUUUUGUCUGACUCGAUCCGUAAACAGCUAUCAACUCUUGAGUUUACUAAUUAAAUUUAAUUCUAAAAAAGUUAUCGUAGUAGUCUAGUUCCACGUGGAAAUUUUUCUAAACGAAGAUCCACGUGGAGUUUUACCAAAAUGGCGAACGUGACGGCUUUCUGCCUCACAAAUUUGAGAUUUGACCUGACAGAAGAAGAAUUUAAGGAGGAAGCGCUCAGGGUUUGGGGCCGUUAUUUGCAACCCGCAAACUUUCAAUUGUUCAAAAGAGAUGGAAAUCAGCGAAAGGGGGUUGUUUCGGACUUUCAGCCUAUAAGUUUCGCUCUUCUUCAAGAAAUUUCCAGGGGGGAGGAGCUCAAAGGGAGGAAUAUUUGUAUUAAACCAGAUGUCGGAGAGCCGAGGGACGAUCUUGGACGGUUUAAGCAAUUGGCUACACCUUUGGCUAGAAGAGAGAGGGACAAAUCUCACGGGGUUAACUAUAAUAAGUUGUUUUUAGUCUUCCAUCCUGAUUUGAUAGCUGAUAUGGGAAGAAUUAUCGCAUUUAAAAAGAUUCUGAUAAUUUCACCGGUACUGACUAAACAAAUCCUCGAACCAUUGGGUGAUUUUACCAUAUUCUAUCCAACCAAAAAAUUGCAAAAUGGCGAAUUAUGUAUUCGAUAUCAGACAUCUCUUGAAGCAAUCCAAGCUAUGCUAUACAUUUCCGGAAACACAAGACUUGGUAACCCUCCACCAAUGAUUUCCAACCCGUUCAACACAACCAUUUGUACCACAAACCUGGGAACUGGAAUGGGGAAGGACGGACGUAUCUUGAAUCUCCUUGCUUUGUACAGAGAAAAUGGAGGAUAUGUUCCAUUCACGUCUUUCAAGCAGACACUUCUUGAACGGAUCGGAAAAACUCACAAUGCUAGUGUAAUUGCUAUUGCCUUAGCCACAUUGGAGGUGGGUACCGUUGUCGUUUGUGCUCCGAGUAACGAGGCGGCGGACAAUUUUGCAGAGACGAUUUCAACCCUUAUGAUGUCCUCAAACAUUCCGCUGAGUGUUCUCCGCGUGGAAUCAAAGAGCAAAGAACAGGCUGCUUGGCAAAAUUGCUGCAAAUUUAAUCCCGCAAAAAAGCCUUAUGAUGUGCUCCGAGAUCUGGUAUAGUUAACUUUGGAUACAUCAAUUGUUGAUUCUGAGUUCACUCCUGCAUUGGAUGCCUGGAAAACUGGAAAAUCGCACAUGCUAAAGAGGGAAGAAAGGGAGGCAUUGGAGUGUCAUAUUGCCAAAAUUGAGCGGAUGCAUGCACAGAUGUUUUCCAUUCAAGUUUAUACGAUUGCGACCCUUGGGGACGGACGUGCAAAGUCGUUCAGCAAAACAAAACCCGUCACAACUAUAAUUUUGGAUGAAGCAGGGCAAGCGACUCAGCCAUCCCUCAUCACUAUCGACCAACUUUCCCCAAAGCGAAUCAUCCUUACUGGGGACCACUUUCAAUUACAACCACACGUGGAAUCUCGGAGUGCUACGGACGCCGGGUUAAGCAAAUCCGCAUUGGAACUAGCUUCGUCUUUCUACGUGGGUACUAACAGUAAAGGUCAACUUCCACCAUGGACAAUGCUGAACAUUCAGUACCGAAUGGCUCCUUUAAUCCGAAAACUUGUAUCUGCGGUCACAUAUGAUGGCAAAUUACUAGAUGCCGAUUCUGUUCUAACACGCCGGUCUCAAAUUCCAUCCAGUAUUGGACAACAGGCAUUGGUGCUCCUCGACCACAAAUUUCCAGAACAAAAGAUCGGACAAAGUUACAAAAAUUAUGGGGAAGCUAAGCUUGUCGUUAAAUUUGUGGGGGAAUUACUGCAAAAGGGAGUCGAUGCACACUUGAUUACAAUUCUUACCUUGUACGAGGCAUAGAAUUUGGAAAUCCUCCGAAUGUUAAAAACUUCAUUCCCUGAACUUGCGAUACAGGUCCUUAAUGUUGACGCUUAUCAAGGACGCGAAAAUGCUAUAAUAAUUGUCAGCUUCACGCGUUCAAACAGCGAAAAGAAUGUAGGAUUUACUCGGUCGCCGAAUCGGCUUAACGUAGCUAUCUCAAGAGCAUAAGAAGUCCUUGUAGUGGCUGCUGAUAUGAGUACUUUUGAAACCGUCUUUACGAAAAACUGGAAGAUUUUCACACGUAUCGUGAGGGAGGACGCAUUGUGUUAUUAAUUUUCAUCCAUUUGCUUUACAUGAGAAUACAUUUUUGUGAUUUUCACUUUAUUAAACACCAAUAAACCAUAUGUUUGAUUUAAAUUCGAUUUCCACGUGGACCAUUCACUUCUCUUUAUUUUAAGAAAUUUCAGAAUUGACAUUAAAAUUAAUCCAUCUCAUAAAUCUCAGUUUGUCCUACUCCGCCGCUCAUUCCAAAAAGAAGCUCCCUGUUGGCUGUUUACGCAAUUUUUCACCAGAUUAAGAUUAUUGAAUCUCCAACUUGUUGACUAUUAAACAUUAUCAAUUAAAUUAUUGGACCAGGUAAGACACAGACAGAGAUAAGCCAGCAUUGACUACUAAGGAUAAGUUGCCUUUCAUAAAUUUAUGUAAACGAUUUGCAGGAAUUUUGUCCACGUGGAU